AUGCCGUACGUUCUCGAACUACCUUCUCUAAGAAAUGAAGCAUUCAAAUUCGGCUUGCGAGCAUAUAGCUCAAAAGUUCAAGGCCAUGUAAUCGGUAUCGAUUUAGGAACGACAAAUAGUUGUGUGGCUACAAUGGAAGGCAAAACACCACGUGUUAUUGAAAACAGCGAAGGAGGAAGAACGACACCAUCCGUUGUUGCAUUUUCAAAAGAUGGCGAAUUGUUAGUUGGCUUACCGGCAAAAAGACAGGCUGUAGUAAAUCCAGAGAAUACUUUUUUUGCCACAAAACGUUUGAUUGGCCGAAAGUUUAAAGACGCGGAAGUUCAACAAGAUAUUAAACAAGUCCCUUAUCAAAUUAUUGAACACACCAACGGUGAUGCGUGGUUAGCGUCACGAGGCAAAAAAUAUAGUCCAGCUCAGAUGGGGGCAUUUGUCGCUGGAAAGAUGAAAGAGACUGCAGAAUCCUAUCUCGGUAAACCUGUUAGCAAUGCUGUAAUUACUGUCCCAGCCUACUUUAACGAUUCACAGCGACAAGCUACGAAAGAUGCUGGCCAAAUCGCUGGUCUUAAUGUCUUACGUGUCAUAAACGAACCAACUGCAGCGGCGCUUGCUUAUGGCCUUGAUAAAGCCGGCGACAAAGUCGUCGCGGUUUAUGAUCUUGGUGGCGGGACUUUUGAUAUCAGUAUUUUGGAAAUCCAGAAGGGUGUGUUCGAAGUAAAGUCAACUAACGGAAACACCCAUUUGGGUGGCGAAGACUUUGACAUUGCAUUAGUCAAAUAUCUGGUUGACGCGUUCAAGAAGGAGUCAGGAAUAGAUUUAUCGCCAGACCGUAUAGCAAUUCAGCGUAUCCGCGAAGCAGCUGAGAAAGCCAAAAUUGAACUCUCGUCCACUCUUCAAACCGAAAUAAAUCUCCCAUUCAUUACAGCUGAUGCGACAGGACCGAAACACAUUAAUAUGAAACUUACCCGUGCGACCUUUGAAUCCUUAACAAAGUCUUUUAUUGAUAAGACCAUUGAACCAUGCAAGUCAGCAAUGAAGGACGCUAAUGUCGCUACAAAAGAUAUAAACGAGGUUAUACUUGUUGGUGGUAUGACUAGGAUGCCAAAGGUUAUUGAAACAGUUAGAGGGCUUUUUAACAAAGAGCCGUCGAAGGCUGUUAAUCCUGAUGAGGCUGUUGCAAUUGGUGCUGCUAUUCAGGGCGGCGUUUUAGCUGGUGAAGUGACUGAUAUCCUUCUCUUGGACGUGACGCCUCUAUCUCUUGGAAUAGAAACCCUUGGUGGUGUUUUCACUCGAUUAAUUAACCGAAACACUACCAUUCCCACGAAAAAGUCUCAGGCAUUCUCUACUGCUGCAGACGGACAAACUACAGUCGAUAUUAAAGUAUUCCAGGGAGAACGUGAAUUGGUGAAGGAUAACAAAUUGUUAGGGAACUUCCAAUUGACGGGAAUUCCGCCUGCACCAAAGGGAGUACCACAAAUUGAAGUUACAUUUGACAUAGAUGCCGAUGGGAUUGUCAAUGUUUCUGCUUCAGAUAAGGCUACCGGAAAAGAUCAGUCGAGUAAGCAUGAGAGCGGGGAUGCUGGUGUCGUUACAAUUGCUGCUUCAUCUGGUCUAAGCAAAGAUGAAAUCGAAAACAUGAUCCUCGAAGCCGAACAACACGCUGAUAGUGAUCGUGAACGAAGAGAGUUAAUAGAAGCAACCAACGCAGCUGAUACUAUCGCACACGAUACAGAGAAAAACCUUAAUGAAUUCAAAGACCAGCUUGAUCCUAAAGAAGUAGAGACAUUCCGGGGCAAAAUUAAAGAAUUGCGUGAACUAGUAGCCAAGGCCCAGACUGAAGGAAUCAAGGCUGAAGAUGUUAGGGAGAAGACCAGCGCGUUCCAAGUUGAUUCGCUGAAAUUAUUCGAAAUAGCAUAUAAGAAGCGUGCUGAGCAAAAUAAGACAAACGAGAGCAGUAGUAGUAGCGGUGAUUCAGGAGAGAAAACGGAGAGUUAA
Paraglomus occultum is the source of this 1995-nucleotide messenger RNA. NCBI's taxonomy places the organism in Eukaryota, Fungi, Glomeromycota, Glomeromycetes, Paraglomerales, Paraglomeraceae. The record is from the annotation of a GenBank genome assembly.